ACCACCCAAAUUUUACCAAACUUCGAAUUUUAAAACAGCCCCCAAAAUCCAAACAAACAUAUUGGCGGCUUAUAAACCCAAUAAACCUCUCAUUUCUUUCCUCUCCAGUUCGUCAAAUCUUCAAUUCAACUAAUUUUCUCUUGCUUUUCUUUGUUAGUUCUUGCAACUACAUAUGAAGAAGCAAGAGAAAGAGGCAAUAAUGGCGGAUUUAGAAAAUUGUGGCAGAGUUACACGGCUAGCCAAGAAAAGGGCAGCAGAGGCUAUGGCCUCACAUCAACAACAACACCCUAGUAAGAAACGGGUGGUUUUGGGCGAGAUUCAGAAUUUUUCUAAUCUGGGUGUGAGUCAAAUUAAGGGUUUGAACACUGAGCCUAAAAAACAACCCAAAUCGAAGCAGCAGCAAUCUAAGAGGAAACUGAAAAGGGCUGUGACUAGUAAAAUUGAUAAGGAGGAGUUGAAUGUGGAUAAUGUUGAUGCUAAUUACGAUGACCCUCAGAUGUGUAGUGCUUAUGUUUCUGAUAUAUAUGAUUAUCUUCGUAAAAUGGAGAUUGAGGAAAAGAGGAGACCUUUGCCUGAUUACUUAGAGAAAGUUCAGAAGGAUUUGAGCCCAAACAUGAGAGGGGUAUUAGUCGAUUGGCUAGUGGAAGUUGCAGAGGAAUACAAGCUACUUUCAGACACUUUAUAUCUUGCUGUUUCCUACAUCGAUAGAUUCUUAUCAACAAAUGUCAUCACCAGGCAAAAACUUCAGCUUUUGGGUGUUUCGUCAAUGCUCAUUUCUGCGAAGUAUGAGGAGAUUAGUCCACCACAUGUUGAAGAUUUUUGUUACAUAACGGAUAACACAUAUACUAAGGAAGAGGUGGUGAAAAUGGAAGCUGAUGUGCUUAAAACACUCAACUUUGAGAUGGGAAAUCCCACAGUGAAAACAUUUCUCAGAAGAUUUACUGGGGUUGCUCAAGAAGAUUAUAAAACCCCCAAUUUGCAGUUGGAGUUUUUGGGCUAUUACCUAGCGGAGUUAAGCAUAUUGGAUUAUAGCUGUGUGAAAUACGUACCUUCUUUGCUGGCUGCUGCUGUGGUAUUCCUUUCGAGGUUUACACUACAACCUAAUACACAUCCUUGGAGUUUGGCUCUUCAACAAUACUCGGGAUAUAAAGCAGCGGAUUUGAAGGAAUGUAUUCUUAUCUUACACGACUUGCAAUUAAGUAGAAGAGGAGGCUCUUUAGCGGCUGUGAGGGACAAAUAUAAGCAGCAUAAGUUUAAGUGUGUGUCAUCGUUGACCUCUCCAGUGGAAAUACCAGCUUCAUUCUUUGAAGAUAUGAGACAAUUGUAAAUUAGGCUUCUGCUUGGACAUACAAUAGGAAGGAGUAGACUGUGUUCUUGGUUUUGCUUAAACUGGAUAUCUGGCUAAUUGUGCUUUAACGAUGCUGCGGACAUAGUGUUUGUUUUAGUAGAUUUUGCAGUCCUCAGAUGUAUCUGGUGUUAGGAUUACUAACUGGUAGUUAGUAAGAUAAGUUUGAUUAGAUUUUGUAGGUCGGUUAGAAACAGAACCAUUGAAUUGAUUGUGAAGUUAUUGAUUCCAUUUACAAGUCUUGUAUUCCAGGGAUGAUGUUUGGUAGUAUUUGAUACAGAGAAAUCAAUCAUGUAAAAAGCCUGAAUAGCUUCAGAUAAAAGAACAGAUUGCCCAAUUAAAUCAUUGUGUUCAUCUACAUUAGUAUGUGUACCCAUCGCAACAACUACUCUUUUCAGGUUUGCCUUUUUUUAGAAGAAAAGAAACUAUGUGCA
Nicotiana tabacum (common tobacco) is the source of this 1779-nucleotide messenger RNA. Lineage: Eukaryota; Viridiplantae; Streptophyta; Magnoliopsida; Solanales; Solanaceae. The record is from RefSeq and is a predicted model, not a curated record.